GCAGCAUUUCGAGCGGUGUAACGUUGCCUUCUUUUGCAACCAAGAUGUGGCCGCAUUCAAAGAUUACAAUGUGAUGUUUCAGCUUCUCCAGUUUACAGAAUGUUAUCAGACUCAAAUCACAAAGGAUGUAUGAUUAAACCAUCCACCCAUCUUUACAAGGAUUAUGUUAUUCCUAAAGUUGAUAAAAAAUCUAAUAAGGGUUGUACAAAUAAAGUUCCUGACUAUUCACGAGAACACUCUGAAAUAUUAGCGGAAGUCAAGAAUAGCUACCUUGAUGUGACAUAUAAUCUAUCUUCCCAUUGGGAUUAUGAAGGUUUGGAAUUGAUUGAUAAUCAUCAAUACAGGACGCAAUUUUCUAAUAAAAGACAACAGUUGCGGAAUCAUAUACGCAAAGACAUUGCAGAGCAGUUUGCAUUUUGUUUCGUGGAGUCUGAUAUUAUUCGUUAUGUGUGUAGACAAGGAAAGCCUAAUCAGCCAGAUCUCUAUUUGCUGUUGGGGGAUCAGAAACAAGGUGUUAAUCUGUGCAGACAUGCUGAUGUUUGUCUUCAGUGGGCAACUCUGAGACUUAAAUCUCACAUCAAGGUCCUGGUCUAUAAGAUUUUCCCAGGCAUUGUUCACCACAUAGAAUUAAGAAAAUCUGUGUCAGCUCCAUAUCUAGAGCCAACACCAAACCAUGAUUCACAUUCAUCUAAGCAACCCGCCAGGCUUGAGCAAUCCCUGUACGACAAAAUUCAGAAUUCAAAUAUUUUCUUGUAUGAAUAUGAUGAUGAAGACUGCCUGCCAAAGAAGAUGCCAAGUAACUGUCUUCCAUAUGCGAUCAUCUCAUUAAGGAAAAAGGGUACUCUUCCUUCGAUUCCUAGACUGCAAAGUGAGACUAAGAAGAAAUCCAAAAGGCAAACUUUGAGAGUACCACAGGAAACUUUUGGCAAGAACAAUGAACUUGGAGAAAGUACCAAUGUUGUUGAUGAUGAUCACAUUUCUAAUCAUGAACAAUCUCAAUCAGCCGAAAAAAAUGCUGUAUUGCGUGAUGAUGUGGAAAAGGGGCUUUCAAAAGACCAGAAUAGCAAUAUUAUUAUGGAGAAAAGAUGUGAAAAAGAAACUGGUAAAUCUAGUAAAUCAAGAUGGCAAAGAACUGAAUUAAAAUCUAGCUCCUAUGAACGUCGUGUAAUUCAUGAAAAACUACUAGAAUCAUUCCUUGAUCCAAACUAUGUUCUAUCAAGUGAUUGGAAAUACAAUGGGAUGGAGUUAAUUGAGAAUACAGUGCUGAGAAAAAAAUUUCGCAGAAAAAAGAAGCUCUCAAGAAAAAGAUGGAAUAUGUUAAAGAGGAGGCAGCAUUUUGUUUUACAACACCAGAAGAGCUAGAUUUUGUGUGUAAAUCUGGGAGAUCUGAAAACAGCAACUUUCAUCAAUUAUUGGGAGAUGAUAAGUGUGGACUGAAUCUCAGCCAGCAUCCAGAUGUGUGUUUAAAAUGGGCUAUGAGAACCCG
Molecule: messenger RNA, 1486 nt
Organism: Saccoglossus kowalevskii
Lineage: Eukaryota; Metazoa; Hemichordata; Enteropneusta; Harrimaniidae
Product: protein FAM208A-like
Source: RefSeq, a predicted model, not a curated record